Messenger RNA from Penicillium brasilianum, 1174 nucleotides. Lineage: Eukaryota; Fungi; Ascomycota; Eurotiomycetes; Eurotiales; Aspergillaceae. The record is from the annotation of a GenBank genome assembly.
AUGGAACAUGCAGGAUACCAUGCUUGGGACCCUCGAGGGUGGUCCACAAAAACAAAGCUUGCCACUGCAGCUGGCGCUGUCGCAAUCGUCGUCGCUGCUAUAGUGGGUGCCGUGCUCGGGGUGCGGGCCAAUCGAUACCCCGAUUAUAGCAAACUCGACUACAAGCUGGUGGACACUUUUUCUGGGUCUGAUUUCUUUAAUAACUUUUAUUACGCUACCUCUGAUCCGUCGGGCGGAUUUGUCGAAUAUGUUGAUAGAGCCGCAGCUGAAUGGUUAAAUUUGACUUACGCUUCGGAAACAUCAGCUAUUCUCAAGGCGGAUACAACAUACAGUGGACAAGAUGAGGUAGCCAAUGGGCGCCAGUCUGUUCGAAUCACGUCCAAUAAUACCUAUGCUGAUGGAUUAUUUAUCUUCGAUAUUUUACACACCCCUUACGCCUGCGGUUUAUGGCCAGCACUGUGGCUCACAGACCCAAGUAACUGGCCAGAACAUGGUGAGAUCGAUGUCAUAGAAUCUGUGAACAUGGGCAGAUGGGGCAAUCACGCAACUCUUCACACAUCUAGUGGUUGUAGUAUGGACGUCAAGCGGAAGGAAACGGGCUCACCGACCUACACGAACUGCUAUUGGGACGCUAAUUCCGAAUCAGGAUGUGGUGUGGUAGGGUCAAAGGCUACAUACGGCCCUGAAUUCAAUGCAGCAGGCGGUGGAGUGUAUGCUAUGGAGCUCCGUGAUGCCGGAAUUCGAGUCUGGCAUUGGAUUCGCGAUGAAAUUCCAUCUGAUAUUACCUCUGGCAGCCCCGAUCCUUCCGCAUGGGGUAAGGCAUACGCCGAUUUCCCAAGCACGAAUUGCGAUAUCGGAAAUCAUUUCAAGAACCACAGCAUCAUUGCCAACAUUGAUUUCUGUGGAGGUUGGGCGGAAGCGACGGAAUACUAUACCACACAGAGCGGCUGUCCAGACACAUGUGAAACCUUUGUGAUGGAUAACGCAUCGAAUUUUACGACGGCUUACUGGGAGUUCAAAAGUUUUAGGGUGUACCAAGCAAGCUAAAUAUUUUGUUUGGAUUCAAUCCCCGCCCGACUAUUGGACCUCUGUGAUUGCUUUGCGCACGUGAUCGCAUGUUUCGAGCAAUGCCCGGUGUCUCCACCCUCCACGUAGACUGACGCCAUAGAUAUUA